GGUCCGGCAGUACUCCUCUUUCGUCUUUGUGUCUGCAGAGAGAGGCGUCAAGGAGUGAUCAAGGGGGAGAAACAGUUGCUACAGGUCUUAAAGAUGCUUUUAGGAUUUGGAUUUCUUUGCACAUCUUGGGAUCCUCGGAACUGCCACUGAAGGACCAACUUUUACCUCCAAAACUUCUAAAUUUCCCUACCCUUUCACAGGGCUUAGGUGACCUUUUUGAUUGUGUAGUACUUUCGUGGGUGUGUGGUAUCUCGGGACCAUGCUCUCCCUGUACUUAUUCCUGCUUCCUUGCCUGAGCCUCCUGCCUCUGGCCGCGGCUGCAAAGGGCCUGGAGUUCCCCCAGUAUGACGGGAAAGACCGUGUCCUAGACAUCAAUGACAGGAACUACAAGAAAGCCUUAAAGAAGCACACCAUGGUAUGCAUGUUCUACCAUGGGCCCAUGUCAGACAGCAAGGAGCUUCAAAAUAAACUCCAGAUGACAGAGUUGGUGUUGGAGCUUGCAGCUCAGGUUAUGGAGGAGAAAGACAUUGGGUUUGGAAUGGUUGACUCCCACAAAGAUGCAAAGGUAGCGAAGAAACUGGGCCUGGAGGAGGAGGGCAGUGUGUAUGUUUUCAAGGCUGAUCGGGUGAUCGAGUUUGACGGCUUACUCUCAGCUAACAUUCUGGUGGAGUUCUUGUUGGACCUGUUGGAGGAGCCAGUGGAGGUUUUAGAAAAUGCUCUGGAGCUGAAAGCUUUUGAUAGGAUGGAGGAAGACAUCCGCCUCGUUGGCUACUUCAAGAGCGAAGAAUCUGAGCACUAUGAUGCAUUUAAAGAAGCUGCAGAGCAGUUUCAGCCUUACAUCAAGUUCUUUGCCACAUUUGAGAAAUCUGUUGCCAAAGAGCUGACUCUGAAGAUGAAUGAGGUGGAUUUCUACGAGCCCUUUAUGGAGGAGCCAGUCACCAUCCCUGGCAAGCCUCACUCUGAGGAGGAGCUGGUAGAAUUCAUAACUGAACACAGACGACCAACUCUCAGGAAGCUGCGUCCAGAAGAUAUGUUUGAGACGUGGGAAGAUGAUAUUGAUGGCAUCCACAUUGUGGCUUUUGCAGAGGAGGAGGACCCCGAUGGUUUUGAAUUUUUGGAGAUCCUGAAGGAGGUUGCAAGAGACAACACACACCUUCCUGGCCUCAGCAUCAUCUGGAUUGACCCUGAUGAUUUCCCCCUACUGAUCCCCUACUGGGAGAAGACCUUCAAGGUGGACCUGUUCAGACCACAGUUGGGAGUUAUCAACGUUACUGAUGCUGACAGCGUGUGGAUGGAGAUGGAUGACGAGGAGGAUCUGCCCACCGCCCCAGAGCUGGAGGACUGGAUCGAAGAUGUGCUCUCUGGCAAAAUCAACACUGAGGAUGAUGAUGAUGAUGAUGAAGAGGAUGACGAUGAAGAUGAUGAAGAUGACGAUGAUGAAGAUAGUGAUGACAAUAAUAUUGAGGAGGAUGAUGAUGAUGAAGAGGAUGAUGAUGACGACGAUGAUGAUGAUGAUGAUGAUGAUGAUGAGGAUGAUGAUGAGGAUGAGGAUGAUGAUGAGGAUGAUGAUGAGUAAUUCAUAGUCUAAUCCUUGAAUGUUGACUUUUCUGUUCUAUUUUUGUCCCCCUCAGGUCAGGUUUCCCAUGGAUUUAUUACAAACUAGUGUACAGAAAAAUGACUUUAAAUAAAUAUUAACAUUUGCAAUGAGAAAGCGCCUGCUUAUAAAAAUACAACUAUUUAAUAUCCAUUUUUGACAUUGUAAAUAAGCCUGGAUUUCAAAUACAAAAAAUAUAUAUAUACAAAGGUUAUAUAUAACUUAAUAAUAAAGCACUGAAAAUGUCAACUA
Eleginops maclovinus (Patagonian blennie) is the source of this 1846-nucleotide messenger RNA. RefSeq names its product calsequestrin 2 (gene casq2). Gene Ontology annotation, biological process: regulation of cardiac muscle contraction by regulation of the release of sequestered calcium ion. NCBI's taxonomy places the organism in Eukaryota, Metazoa, Chordata, Actinopteri, Perciformes, Eleginopidae. Bases 260 to 1576 code for a protein of 438 amino acids. Gene Ontology annotation, cellular component: Z disc; sarcoplasmic reticulum lumen. The record is from RefSeq and is a predicted model, not a curated record. The transcript is spliced from 11 exons. Gene Ontology annotation, molecular function: calcium ion binding.